AGGCUCUGGGGUUGCCAAGGCAACGGGGGGCGGGGCCAGGGGGGCCUGGCGGCGGCGGCGGGAGCGCGAUCAGGUCCCGGUGUCUGUCCCGGUGUCUGUCCCGGUCCCGGCGCGAUGCAGCUGCGGCACGUGCGGACGCUGCUGGCCCCGCAGGACGGGCCGGCGCGGGUGACCUGCAUGGCCUGGUCCGCCAGCAGCGCCCGGUUCGCCGUGUGCACCGCGGAGCGGGUGGUGCUGCUGUACGACGAGCAGGGCGAGCGGCGCGACAAGUUCUCCACCAAGCCCGCGGACGCCAGGUACGGCAGGAAGAGCUACGCGGUCAGGGGCAUGGCCUUCUCCCCGGACUCCACCAAAAUCGCCAUCGGCCAGACCGACAACAUCGUCUACGUGUACCGGAUCGGGGAGGAGUGGGGUGACAAGAAGGUGAUAUGCAACAAGUUCAUCCAAACGAGUGCCGUGACCUGCUUGUCGUGGCCGGCGGAGAAUAUCAUCGUCUUUGGGCUUGCUGAGGGAAAGGUCCGUUUAGCCAACACAAAGAACAACAAGUCUUCUACCAUCUAUGGGACGGACUCCUACGUGGUGUCGCUGACUUCCAAUGUGUCGGGGAAGGGAAUCCUGUCUGGCCAUGCGGAUGGAAGCAUAGUACGCUUCUUCUUUGAUGAUGAGGGCUCAGGUGAAUCACAGGGCAAGUUGGUGGUGCAUCCCUGUCCUCCCUACGCCCUUGCCUGGGCUUCCAACAGCAUCGUGGCUGCGGGCUGCGAUAAGAAGAUCGUAGCGUACGGGAAGGAGGGCAACGUGAUUCAAACCUUUGACUACAGCCGGGACUCGUCGGAGAAGGAAUUCACCACAGCAGCUGCCAGUCCUGGUGGCCAGUCUGUCGUCAUCGGCAGCUACGAUAGGUUACGGGUGUUGAACUGGAGCCCCCGCCGCAGUGCCUGGGAGGAGGGCAAGCCCAAAGAAAUCACCCACCUGUACACCAUCACGGCUUUGGCGUGGAAGAGGGACGGGUCGCGGAUCUGCGCGGGCACUCUGUGCGGAGGAGUUGAACAGUUCGACUGCUGCCUUCGCAGAAGCGUUUACAAAAAUAAAUUUGAGAUGAUGUAUGUGGGACCAAGCCAGGUCAUUGUGAAGAACCUCUCCACAGGAGCUCGAGUUGUGCUGAAAUCCCAGUACGGGUAUGAGAUCGAUGAGGUGAAGAUCUUGGGGAAAGACCGAUAUCUGGUGGCCCAUACCUCAGACACGUUGCUGCUGGGUGACAUCGGCUCCAACAGGCUCAGUGAGGUGGCCUGGCAAGGAUCUGGAGGGAAUGAGAAGUUCUUCUUCGACAAUGAGAGUGUCUGCAUGAUCUUCAAUGCUGGAGAGCUGACGCUGGUGGAAUAUGGAAGCAAUGACAUCCUGGGGUCUGUCCGCACAGAGUUCAUGAGCCCUCAUCUUGUCAGUGUCCGUAUCAAUGAGAGACGGCAGAGAGGCAUGGAGGAGAACAAGAGACUGGCUUAUCUGAUAGACAUCAAGACUAUAGCAACAGUGGACCUCGUUGGUGGCUACAACGCUGGCACCAUCAGCCACGACAGCAAGAUCGACUGGCUGGAGCUGAACGAAACAGGCCACAAACUGCUCUUCAGGGACAAGAAGAUGCGGCUGCAGCUCUACGACAUCGAAAGCAGCACCAAGACCACCAUCCUGAACUAUUGCUCCUACGUGCAGUGGGUCCCGGGCAGCGACGUGGUGGUGGCUCAGAACAGAAACAACCUCUGCAUUUGGUACAACAUCGAUGCUCCCGAGCGAGUCACCAUGUUUCCUCUGAAGGGGGAUAUUGUAGACUUGGAGCGGAAUGAUGGAAAGACUGAAGUGAUAGUAUCUGAAGGGGUGAACACUGUGUCCUACACCCUGGACGAAGGCCUCAUAGAGUUCGGAACUGCCAUUGACGAUGGGGAUUAUCACAGGGCCACUGCGUUUCUGGAGACCCUGGAGAUGUCCACAGAGACCGAGGCCAUGUGGAAGACUCUGAGCAGGCUGGCGUUGGAAGCCAGGCAGCUGCACAUUGCAGAGAGGUGCUUUGCAGCUCUGGGCAACAUGGCAAAGGCUCGAUUUCUGCAUGAAACCAAUACCAUUGCUGAUCAGGCAGCUCAAGAGCAUGGAGGGGACGGCACAGACCAUUACCUGGUGCGUGCCCGCUUGGCCAUGCUGGACAAGAACUACAAGCUGGCGGAGAUGAUCUUCCUGGAACAGAACGCCACGGAGGAGGCCAUGGACAUGUACCAGGAGCUGCACAUGUGGGAUGAAUGCAUUAUGGUUGCCGAGGCCAAGGGACACCCGAUGCUGGACAAGCUGCGUCGGGGCUACUACGAGUGGCUGCUGGAUACCCAGCAGGAAGAGAAGGCUGGGGAGGUCCAGGAGGGACAGGGCGACUACCUGGCAGCCAUCAACUUAUACCUGCGGGCAGGGCUGCCGGCGAGAGCAGCGCGGCUGGCCAUGGGCCGGGAUGAGCUCCUGACCCACGGGGAUGUCACCAACAGGGUCUCCGUGGCGCUGGUCAGAGCGGAGCUGUACGAGCAGGCUGGAGACCUGUUUGAGAAGGUCGGGAACCCACGGAAGGCUCUGGAGUGCUAUUGCAAGGGCAGUGCCUUCCUGAAAGCGGUGGAGCUGGCUCGCCUGGCGUUUCCCGCAGAAGUCGUGACGCUGGAGGAGGCCUGGGGAGACCACCUGGUGCAGCAGAAACAGCUGGAUGCUGCUAUUAACCAUUACAUCGAAGCCAGGUGCUCGAUUAAGGCCAUUGAGGCAGCCUUGGGAGCCCGGCAGUGGAAGAAGGCCAUCUACAUUUUGGACUUGCAGGACAGACAGACAGCAGCCAAAUAUUACCUCAGGAUUGCCCAGCACUAUGCGGCUCUACAGGAGUAUCAGGCUGCGGAGGAGCUGUACGUCAAAGCAGACCAGACCAAGGACGCCAUCGACAUGUACACGCAGGCCGGGCUCUGGGAGCAGGCUCACAAGCUGGCAAUCAAGUGUAUGAGUCGGGAAGAUGUGUCUGUGCUCUAUAUAACCCAGGCCCAGGAGAUGGAGAAGCAGGGCAAGUACAAAGAAGCCGAGAGGCUGUACAUCACUGUGAAUGAACCCGAUCGGGCCAUCUCCAUGUACAAGCAGUAUAAGAUGUAUGAUGAGAUGGUUUCCCUAGUGACCAAGUACCGCAAGGAAUUACUGGGCGAUACCCACCAGCACCUGGCCAAGACGCUGGAGGCAGAGGGGUGCCUGCAGGAAGCUGAGUACCACUACCUGGAAGCCAAGGACUGGAAGGCCGCAGUAAACAUGUACCGAGUGAACGACAUGUGGGAAGAUGCUUACAGGGUGGCCAAGGCACACGGGGGAGCAAAUUCCUAUAAGCAAGUGGCCUACAUGUGGGCAAAGAGCCUGGGUGGAGAGGCGGCUGUGAAACUCCUCAGUAAGUUCGGACUUCUGGAGAUGGCCAUCGACCAUGCAGCAGACAACGGGAUCUUUGAAUUUGCUUUUGAGCUGGCCCGCCUCUCCAUGAAGCAGAAGAUGCCAGAGAUCCACUUAAAGUACGCCAUGUUCCUCGAAGAUGAGGGCAAAUUCGAAGAGGCUGAAGCAGAAUUCAUUAAAGCUGGGAAACCCAAGGAGGCAGUGCUGAUGUUUGUGCAUAACCAGAACUGGGAUGCUGCACAGCGCGUUGCUGAGGCUCACGACCCAGACAGCGUGGCCGAUGUCCUUGUGGGACAAGCGCGUUUUGCCUUUGAGCAGAGGGAGUUCCAGAAAGCAGAGGCCUUUCUCCUGCGCGCACAGAGACCGGAGCUGGCCAUAAAAUACUACAAGGAGGCUGGCAUGUGGAGCGAGGCCCUGCGGAUCUGCAAGGAAUACGUGCCCAGUCGGCUGGAAGAGCUGCAGGAGGAGUGCGGCAGGGAGGCUGCCAAGAAGGGCUCCAGAGGAACAGAGGGGCUGCUGGAGCAGGCGCAGGAGUGGGAGCAGGCGGGGGAGCACGCCCGGGCGGUGGACUGCUACCUGAAGGUGCGGGAUCCCAGCAACGCUGUCCUGAUGGAGAAGUGCUUGCUGAAGGCUGCUGAGUUGGCCAUUAAAUUCCUGGGCCAGUCACAGAGCGUGGACGUGACGCGGACCGUGGCUCCUCAGCUGGUGGCCAUGAAGAAAUACAGUGCGGCAGCCGAACUCUACCUCAGCCUGGACCUCAUCCGAGAAGCUAUCGACGCCUUCAUUGAAGGGGAGGAGUGGAGCAAAGCCAAGCGUGUGGCCAGGGAGCUGGACCCCCAGUCAGAGGAGUAUGUGGACCAGCGUUACAAGGAGUAUUUAAAGAACCAAGGCAAGGUGGACUCGCUGGUGGGCAUAGACGUCGUGGCUGCCCUGGACCUGUACGUGCAGCAGGAGCAGUGGGAGAAGUGCCUGGAGGUUGCGGCUCAGCAGGCUUGUCUGGUGAUACAAACGGUCCUUGUUGCAGUUGUUGUUGUCUUGGAGGCUUCCGUGCUGAUGUUCUAAUUGUCGGGACACACCGGUGUUGAUCUUCCAUAAUGUAUAUCUUCACGCUUAAUGGUAAAGGCUUACGCAGUUUGUCAGCCAGGCCCAACCCUGCUGCACUUGGUUCCAGGCGUUGUUAGUCUGUUCGUGUCUCUAAGGCACUGGCACAACCUUGCUCCGUGACCAGUGCAGAAUGUAAUGACUUUUGACUUGGCUGUUCUACAGUGAUUAUACAGGAAAAAAAGUUACGUUUGAUCACAGAAUCCCAGGUUGGAUGGGACCACAAGGAUCGCCUGGCCCAACCUUUCUUGGCACAGCCUGGUCUAGACAAGCUGGCCCGGCCCUGUCCAGCUGAACGCUGAAAGUGUCAGUGUUGGCCAACUCGCUGGUUCCCUGGGGAGAUUUUUCCAGUGGCUGACUGUGCUCAUCACGAACAGUUUCCCUCUUGUGUCCGAUCGGAAUGUCCCCACGAGUAAAUUGUACUCACCACCCUUUGUAUUUUCCACGUGACUCCUUGUACAAAGGGAUCUCCAGCUGCUUUGCAGCCACCCUUUAAAUGCUGGAGCGUGGUGGUGAGCUGUCCCCAAAGCCCUCUCUUCUCAAGGCCGAACAGGCCCCGCUCUCUCAGCCUUUCCUCACACAGGGCUGCCCCAUCCCCAUCGUCUGUGUGUCCUUCUCUGGCCCCGUCCGGCCUGGCCACAGCUGGUGGUGCAGCGGGGACCAGAACUGAACACAGUCCUCCAGGUGCGGCCUGACCAGCGCUGACUAGAGCAGGGUAACGAGGUCUUUGUCUCUAGAGAUGCCCUUGCUGAUGCAGCCCCGUGGCCCGGUGGCCCCAGCAGCCACUGGUCACUCGCUGAGCUGCUUGUCCCCCAGGUCCCCGCGCAGAGCUGACCCGGCCGGGAGACCCAGCCUGUGCUGCAGCCUGGACUGCGCGUUCCAGACGCCAGACCUUGCGCUGGUCCUUGUGGGACUUCGUAAGGUUCUUGUUAGCCCAGAACAGGCCACGCACCAGACCCAGUGUUUGUCCCAAACCUGAUGUCUCACCGGCACCCACAGCUGGGUGUUCAAUUUCUAGACAGAUCACUGGGACACUGGUCUCUCUUGUGCUUAAUAAGCUUGUUUCCAUUGCUUAUUUUUUGACGGGAUUGUACAUUUUACACCAUCUUCUUCAUUUCGUUACUAUAUUUAAGCCUGUGUGAAACAGGUCUGUCCUCCGUUGGAUUUCUGCAAGUCCUCAGCAGAGGGUUUAUAGAUCAGGACAGGUGGGAGCAGCUCUCCGAGGAGGCUCCAGUCCCAGAGGUCUGACAGCAUUUGAAUAAUGGACUAGAGCAACCCUGCAAGUGAUGAGCGUCUUCAGGCCACAAAGUGUUUUGAUUCAUCCUUUCGCUAGACCAAGAGCUGGUUUACACUUGGACACGCUGCGUCCUUCAGGCGUUUGGCAGUGUUCCUUCGGCAAGUGGCGAACAGCUGAAAACAGCUUUGUUUCCGUGUGUGGAAGGGUAGGCACAGCAUCAGCUAGGCAGGAUUAGAGGUGUCCAGAGGGGCCCAAAUCAAACCCCGGGUCUGCUGUGCGGUGUGUCUCUGAUUACCUGAUUACCCUUUGGGACUCGGGCGUACGGGUGUGUGUACACGCGUCUGAAACCACCCCUGCCGAGUGACAUUGUUCAGUUCAUGAGUCUCAUGGUGCUGCUUUCUGUGUGCCC
This is a messenger RNA of Columba livia (rock pigeon), 6182 nucleotides long. RefSeq names its product intraflagellar transport 172 (gene IFT172). The transcript has 40 exons. Bases 115 to 4497 code for a protein of 1460 amino acids. Gene Ontology annotation, cellular component: ciliary basal body; axoneme; intraciliary transport particle B. Gene Ontology annotation, biological process: intraciliary transport. NCBI's taxonomy places the organism in Eukaryota, Metazoa, Chordata, Aves, Columbiformes, Columbidae. The record is from RefSeq and is a predicted model, not a curated record. Gene Ontology annotation, molecular function: protein binding.